ACCGCACCGAACUUUAUCAUGCAGGGUCCGUUUUGGAAACUUUACCACAUAUUCGGUGAUUUUCUGUGACGUUCAAGACGGAUGUAGAAUACACGAAAUUAACGUUGGCAUUAUGGGAAAACAUUGACAUAAUACGAUGAACACUCGGAGAGCAUGUUUUGCAGUAUUCAUCCUUUGUGGAUUGUGUUCACUCUUGUUGUUUCAGAUUGACAUUAGAAGAAACAACAACAGCAUUCUCAAAACGAAGCCUUUGUCAUUCACACGAGAAAUGAGAGAACAAAAUCAACAACCUUUAAAGGCACAGAACAAGGUGUCCAAGAUUCUGCUGAUGACGUAUAUGAGGAGCGGGUCGUCUUUCGUUGGAGAACUGAUGAAGUUUGGUGGAAACGUUUUCUAUGUGUACGAACCAUUCUGGUCGGUGUACGAGAAAACCUUCCGGACCGAUACGGAAGUCUGCCACCGGAACGGAACUUGUCAAAAGCCGUCCAAAACAUUACAGAAGACAGAUAAAACUACUGACAUUAUCAGUGCCAUAUUUGACUGUCGAAUUUCUGAGCUGCCCGUGGAGGUUCUGAAGAGUUUCACGACCUUUCAUUUCACGAGCGGAUACAGCAGACGAUGUAAAUCAAUCCUAAAGAAAAGACAAACAUGGAAGUCACGCAGGAAAAUAGUGUACGACAACAAAAAGGAUUGGUGUCUUUCUCGAUGGGAGAGAGCCUGCAAAACAGCUACGGCCCGAGUCAUCAAGACCAUUCGUCUGUCUCCGAGACUUUUGAAGAAGACUUCUCGGUUAUCUGAUGUAAAAAUAGUCCAUUUAACUCGUCAUCCUUUGGGCAUUUUGAAUUCUCGCAUGAAUAUCGGAGAAGUAAAUAGCAGCAACUUUCUCUCGUCUGCUCGACAUUUGUGUCAAAUGAUGGGACAAGAUGUUCUUUAUAUAAAGGAUAAAAUUAAAAACGGUAAAGAAGAUACAGUUGUGCCGCUUACUUUUGAGUGCUUGGCUUCGAACCCGACGAAUGUGGUGAAAAAUAUGUUUGCUUCUCUCAAUCUGAAUUAUUCAAGAGAUACGGAAAAUUGGAUAGCAGAACAUACAAAUUACAGCAGACUUAAGACGUUUAACAAUGCUAAAGAAAGAUCGGUUCAAAAUAUAACUCUUGAUCCACAAAAUACUAAACAAACAAACGGCACGUUCCACGUUCGGAAAACAAUGUCCAAGGAGGUAUCCAGUGCUUGGAGAAGCAGUCUUUCCACAGACUUGAUAAAAGAUGGAGAACAAGUCUGUGAAAAUGUUUUGAAAGAAAUCGCAUUCUCGGUUACGAAAGAUGAAAAUUCAGUGUGCUUUUGAUCUCAUUUUCUAAGAUCUGCAGGCUAACCCCCACCCAAAGAUCUGAGUAUUUCUGGCAUUGUAGUAUCAUUUGAUCUACUGACAAUUUUCAAUUUAUUCUAAAUAUCACUUGAUGGACACUGUUCAGUACCAAAACAUACCAGUAUCAUAGCUUUAUAAACUAAAUUCCAACAGUAACUCUUGAUAGCUGGGCAAUUAUCAGUAUCGUAAGACACCUCCUAAUCAGUAACACUUGAUUAGUAUGAUCAUCAUCAGAAUAAAUAUCACUUCGUUGACUGAUAGUUUAAAAUGCAAUUCGAAUUAUGAAAAAAAAAAUAAUAAUGAAAGUCUAGAGUUUGAUGCUUUACAACCUUUUAUUUUGUAGAAACACAUGAUUAGGAGUAGUGAACAAACAAAAAUCAAAAAAGUGCUUGUAAAUAUAUAUACAUAUACAUUAACAACUGGCAUGACAAGAAAAGUAUAUAAAAAAUGUAUAAAUAAACAAAAUGACUUGUCAUAGUGAGGCUAGUAUGACUAUGAUUUAUGACUAUGUCCUAAUAUCACAACAUGCCCAUGGGCUACAUUGCUCACCUAAUAUUUCUAGUGAAUUUUUGCUUCUCUUUUGGAAAUUUCAAUAAACCCUGAACUCAGGAAGGAGGUGGGGUGGGGGUCAGAAAAAUAUGAAAAUCGUUGGUCAAUCUUUUCAACAAUUAAGUAAAUACUUUGUUUCAAAAAGUGUUGCGCCAAGUUAAAUUAAAAUUGGCUAAGUAGUUUGAGAAGAAACCAAAAAAUGUGAAAAGUUUACAAACCAAUGGACAGAGAGAGUCAGACCAAUAGUCUGACACUGAAUAGUUGGUGAUCAGAAAACUUACAUGAGCAUACUGGUAAGGUGAGCUAAAAACAUGAGAAUGGUUUAGUUCACAAAAUGUAAGUGAACUGCGAUAUUCUGAUGAAUAAACACUAAACCCAAGUAAAGGUUUUUAUAUCUUAAUUUGUGUUUUCUCCCUUGAAAAUCUAGAUUUCAAGAAAGAGUUGAAUGAUAAAUACUGUUCAAAUGAAAAUGUAUCACCUUUAAAUUAAUUUUAAAUAUUUUCUUUGUGAUAUAUUAAACUGCUAUGUAUCACAAUUGCCAAAAAAAAACAAAAAA
Messenger RNA from Magallana angulata, 2468 nucleotides. Its product is annotated as carbohydrate sulfotransferase 1-like. Gene Ontology annotation, molecular function: N-acetylglucosamine 6-O-sulfotransferase activity. The record is from RefSeq and is a predicted model, not a curated record. NCBI's taxonomy places the organism in Eukaryota, Metazoa, Mollusca, Bivalvia, Ostreida, Ostreidae. Gene Ontology annotation, biological process: sulfur compound metabolic process; N-acetylglucosamine metabolic process. The transcript is spliced from 5 exons. Bases 137 to 1342 code for a protein of 401 amino acids.